Messenger RNA from Pristis pectinata (smalltooth sawfish), 408 nucleotides. RefSeq names its product potassium voltage-gated channel subfamily E member 2-like. Bases 1 to 408 code for a protein of 135 amino acids. Gene Ontology annotation, molecular function: voltage-gated potassium channel activity involved in ventricular cardiac muscle cell action potential repolarization; transmembrane transporter binding; delayed rectifier potassium channel activity. Gene Ontology annotation, biological process: potassium ion export across plasma membrane; regulation of heart rate by cardiac conduction; negative regulation of delayed rectifier potassium channel activity. The transcript has a single exon. Gene Ontology annotation, cellular component: membrane. NCBI's taxonomy places the organism in Eukaryota, Metazoa, Chordata, Chondrichthyes, Rhinopristiformes, Pristidae. The record is from RefSeq and is a predicted model, not a curated record.
AUGGACACAGUUGAAGGAAUCAUGUCUGAUCAGUCAAACAUAACCCUCUUAUUUGAGAAGUUUUUCAUACAGUAUUACAAGGACUAUCUGGCUCAACAAAAGCAGUCAGCAGCCCUGAAUAAAACCCUUCAGGAGGAAAAUUUUGAAUUUGCUUACUUAUACAUACUGGUAAUAUUUGGCAUCUUCACAACCAUUAUUAUUUCCAUGCUGGCCAGCACAGUGAGAUCAAGGAGGCAAGAACACCAGAAUGAUCCAUACCACACCUACAUCGCUAACGAUUCAAGGAAAGCAAGGAAGGAAAAGAGGUUGAGCUCAGAUAUUCCAAAAUUCUACAUCAAUCAAAAUGUGGCCAGGGCACUUCAGAACCUGUCUGAUCAAGAUGAUACCGUCACUCUCCAUUAUAAAUGA